Molecule: messenger RNA, 1534 nt
Organism: Penaeus monodon (black tiger shrimp)
Lineage: Eukaryota; Metazoa; Arthropoda; Malacostraca; Decapoda; Penaeidae
Gene: Got2
Product: aspartate aminotransferase, mitochondrial-like
Biological process (GO): L-aspartate catabolic process; biosynthetic process
Cellular component (GO): mitochondrion
Molecular function (GO): L-aspartate:2-oxoglutarate transaminase activity; pyridoxal phosphate binding
Source: RefSeq, a predicted model, not a curated record
ACCUGGCAGCGCCCGGCAGGAGGAGCAGUGUUGCCAUCUCGCCGCCGAGCGCCUCAGAGGCCGCCGAGAUCUCGCGGUGGGAAUACGCUUCGCUCCGCCACAGUCCCGAGGAAAUACCUUUCGUCCUUCCCGAAAUGGCCGUCGCAGGACCCCGCACGCUCAACCUCGUCAGGCAAAACCAGGCCUCGAUCCAGCAUGUCUGCUCGAGGGCAAGUUCUUGGUGGUCUGGGGUGGAGAUGGGACCCCCAGAUGCCAUCUUGGGUGUUACCGAGGCAUUCAAGCGUGACACGAACCCCAAGAAGAUGAAUCUUGGCGUUGGUGCCUACCGCGAUGAUAACGGCAAGCCUUUCGUCCUCCCGUCUGUGAGGAAGGCUGAGGAGCUAAUUGUGAGCCAAAAGUUAGACAAGGAGUACUUGCCCAUCUCUGGCAGUGCCGAGUUCUGCAAGCAUGCUAUUACCUUGGCUCUUGGGAGUGACAGCCCAGUUAUUGCCGAUGGACUGAAUGUAACAGUUCAGGGUAUUUCUGGUACUGGUGCUCUCCGUAUUGGCUCCACCUUCCUCUCGAAGUUCUUCCCAGGUGCAAAGGUGAGAGAGCUGGUGCAUUUACAAUCGUAUGCAACGACAAAGAUGAAGCUGCCCGUGUUCUGUCACAGGUGAAGAUCUUGAUCCGACCCCUUUAUUCCAACCCACCUCUCCAUGGCGCUCGCAUUGUGUCCACCAUUCUUAGUAAUCCAGAACUGAACUCUAUUUGGCUGAAGGAUGUCAAGGGUAUGGCUGACAGGAUCAUUAACAUGCGUACCAAGUUGAAGGAAAACCUGGCCAAGGAAGGGUCCAUCAGAGACUGGAGUCACAUCACUGACCAAAUUGGCAUGUUCUGCUUCACUGGCAUGACCCCAGACCAGGUUGAGAAGCUGACCAAGGAGUUUUCUGUGUACCUGACAAAGGAUGGACGUAUCUCAGUUGCUGGUAUUGCUUCCAGUAAUGUUGAAUACUUGGCUCAUGCAAUGCACCAUGCCACCAAAUAAAUAUAAAAGUUCUCAGAUUUAGAUCUAUUUAUUGGGAGUGUGAAAUGGGACUUUUUUACAAUUAAAUAUCACUGAAAUGGUUUAGAAUACAGCCAAUGUUAGGACAUACACACUAUAAACUUUACAAGGUUAUUUCUUGUGCUUAACAUUGCUGUUAUCAUGAUUUUAAAAAGUGCACUGCUUUUCUUAAAAUUUAAAAGAUUUGCUGCAGUGUUUAUUGAUAAUCAGUCAUGAUGAAAAUUUGUUCAUAUGGUAAACAAAGCAGGCAAAAGAUAGUUACCUCCCCCUUUCUGUACAUUUCUGUAGAUAAGUCAACACCCUACAAAGUUAUUUUAAAUUGAACCCAGUGAAAUAAAAGACGACCACGUUUGCUUUAUUUGAAGAUGUAAUUCAUUCUGAUAUUAUUUAAAACCAAUUAUUUUGGUGUAUAUACAUCCUGUGUCCCUGCAUUGCAGGUACUAUUCCAUGUACAGGUACUAUUCCAUGUACACAAUAAACAGUAUAAUAUUU